AGCGACGAGUUAAAUGCUUAGAGGUAACAGCCGACCUGAAAAAACAAACCAACAGACCACUCAUAAUAAGAAUCAGGUUCAUAUGUGCGUUCGAGCUCUUCGACUUGGUACCGAAGACUAGAUCAUAACUCCCGACUGAAUAACACCCAGGAUUUGAGCCGAUCGCCUAUGAGUCAUGUUGAAAAACUUCCCUCCCUCUUCUCUCUCACUCCGCCUCACCCCCCCCAGAAAAGCCCCACAAGUGCCAUAAAAUCCGUUUGCCCGGGUGCGGGGUUUCGCUCUCACGGACGGACAGCACGGCAGCCUGUGUCGGACCAAUUACCGGGCCCGUCUCCGCACUGCCCCGCCGAGCGUGUUUUCCUGGGCGGCUUCUGCUCUCUCUCUCUCUCGACCCGGACAGUCAGUCAGCAGCAGCAGCGGCAGCAGCAGCAGCGGCAGCGCCAACGGUACAGGACAGAGACGAACAAGUUUUGCAAUGGGCUCGUCUUGGGCUUUAGUCUGCUCCACCGUGUUGGUCUCGGUCUUACUGAGCUCGGCAUCCAAGGAUGAGCACAUCUUUGAGCAGCGUGAAGUCACUUUUGACCCUAACAAAAAAGAGAUAGAAACACCAGAUUCAUUCAUGUUGCAGAGAGAGGUGGAAUGGACAGAUCUCUUCAAUCCCAAGGACUUCUUAGUUGAGCAGGUAAUAGUGUCUCCACCCAAAGAGCUCGAUACCCAUAUGAGUUCCAGACCAGGAUCCUUGAGACCAAUGGAACACCCUCGAAGUUUUGGGCCCCGUUCUCAUGGUGGCCCUCUCAUUCUGGACUACCCUGUUCAGUUUCCUCUUGGCCGUCCAACCUCUGACAAUCUCCAGGCCAUCUGUCUCCAUGGAUACCGUCGUCCUAGCUACCCAGACUCUUACUUUCCUGCCUCUGGUUUUGGUCAGCAGAGGCGAAGGGCCAGCGCUGUCAAUAAAGCAGAGUCCUGGUUUAGCACAUGCUGCCAAGAAAACAGGACGUGGGUUAGGGAAGUGAUGCUAUGUUGUGCCACACAGGCGUGGGAGCUAUCAGUCAAAUCCUUCUGUGAGGAGGACUCUUCAGUAAAGGAUCGGCUGUACGAGUGCUGCAGACUAACAGGCAGCGACAUGCUAACAUGCUUCGACACCAACGCACCAAACCCAAACUAUGAACCAACAGAGGAGAUCCCGUUGCCACCGCUCCCCUCUACUGCCAGCUUCAGCUUUGACCCCAACACUUGCCAGAGGACAGUGAUGACUCCAUACAGUGUCACAGGAAACAGACGAAAGAAGGAGAAAAAACCAUCUACUUCCAAGAAAACUGACAUCAACUUUCCUCCUGGACGACCCACUGCAGAAUCUAUUGAAUCAGUGUGUCUCAACCAGAACCUACGACCCCUUUAUAAUGUCAAGUGCCUGCCAGGUUCAGGCUAUGGAGGGCUGGCUCGUCGGGCAAAGACCAUUAAUCGUAUGGAGAAGGGAUUCAAGCAGUGCUGCAAAAAGAAGCAGGAUGUGCUCAACUGUGCUGAUCGGAAGUGGCGUGAGGAGCUUGACAAGUUUUGCUUGGAUAAGAAUGGUGGACACGUGGAUUUCUACUGUUGUUCGGGUGAUGUGGCAAAUGAUCGAUACAACUGUUUCCAAAAGAUUUCUCCUGACCCUCAUUAUAAUAUGACUUCUGCCACUGAAGAGCUCUCACUUAACAACAUAUGUGACACUCAUAAGAUCAUCAAGAAGAAGUUUCCUGUUGGUUUCCCUCUCAAAAGCUUUGUUGACCAAUGCUGCCCCCUGUCUGAACAAGACAAGACCAAUUGUUCUGUGCAAAAGCUUCAGGAAAUAUCAGAGACCCUGUGUUCACCAGGGAGGGCUUCUCCUCCAGCCGUCCGCCGCUGUUGCCGCCUGCCUUCACAGAAGACAUCACAGUGUCUCUCCAAAAUUCUCAUGGAUGCCAUCACCAAAGCCACCAAUGUCUUACGUCAGAAGAAAAAGAAAAUGUGCCCGCUCUCCUAAACCCUUAUGGCCUUUUGCUGCUGACCCUACAAGCGCUUGGCCAGUAGGCUUCAGGAAAAUGGUAAAAUAGCAGCAAAGGUAGCCUCCAUUCAGUCAAGAGGAAAAAUUAUUGCAGCACAAAUCCCACUUAAAGGUCUGUAAGAUGAAAAGAAUAUACAAAAUAUGGACCAAAUUCCAGCUUAAUGUAUUGCAUAUGUUUGUCUGAGAUCACAUGAGAAGCACUGCUAUCAGAAGAAUACAUUUAUAAAUAAAUGUAUUGUUAAGUGCAUAGUUUAUAAAAGUUUCACUGUACCACUAUUUUUAUAGACUGCUUUUUACAUAUUUGAUCAUGAAUUAUAUGCAUUUUCUUGAUUCCUUGGGAGCUGCAAGAUCAGUUCUCUUUUUUUUAUAUAGUUUUGUGGUUAAGAUCAUAUCUACGACAAUUCUAAUAAAGACAUUUUUUAAAUGUA
Xiphias gladius (swordfish) is the source of this 2451-nucleotide messenger RNA. Its product is annotated as extracellular matrix protein 1-like. The transcript is spliced from 11 exons. The coding region runs from base 476 to 2002 and encodes 508 amino acids. Gene Ontology annotation, biological process: regulation of bone mineralization; signal transduction. Gene Ontology annotation, cellular component: extracellular region. Lineage: Eukaryota; Metazoa; Chordata; Actinopteri; Istiophoriformes; Xiphiidae. The record is from RefSeq and is a predicted model, not a curated record.